Messenger RNA from Orbicella faveolata, 2185 nucleotides. RefSeq names its product CLIP-associating protein 1-A-like. Gene Ontology annotation, biological process: establishment of mitotic spindle localization; mitotic spindle assembly. Gene Ontology annotation, molecular function: microtubule binding. The record is from RefSeq and is a predicted model, not a curated record. NCBI's taxonomy places the organism in Eukaryota, Metazoa, Cnidaria, Anthozoa, Scleractinia, Merulinidae. Gene Ontology annotation, cellular component: kinetochore; spindle microtubule; microtubule organizing center.
UGGUUGUGUUUCUGUAUGGUGUUCAUUUGUCGCGUUCGGGGUCUUUCACAACUCUGAUUAAUUUGCAAUUCUCUUUAGAUUUUGCCAUGACGUCACUACCUCGCAUUCGUUGGACUCUAAAAAUGGCGGCCAAAUCGUGUGAAUCCUGAAGAGGACAUUUUGGUUGGGAGAAACGAAGCUGAACUCUCUUGGAUUUGGCUGUUUGGAUGUUAUUGUUUAGCUGACAAACAAAAGCGCUUAUUAAGGACGAUGUCUUUACAUUACGGGGCGCCAUCUUAACUUUCAAGCCGCGAAUCAGCCAAGUGUUCCAGGGUGAUGCGGUUCGAAAGAGUUUGAAAGUGAAAUAUACCGAGAUUGUUCUUGUGGGGACUUCACUUAAUUUUCUACUUGGACGUAGAAUCAGACAGAGGAAAUGAAAGAUAUAGUAUUCUUAGAAGGCAUUUUAGCCGCUGUUGCAUCCCAAGAUACGCAAAAAAGACUGAAGGCGGCCGAAGACUUCUCGAACUAUCUCAGCGAUCCUUCAAAUGGAAUAGAGUUCAUUGGUUUCGACAAGCUCCUGGAUGGUCUUAUUGGCUGGGUCAACAGCAGUAAUUUUAAGAUAAGCCUGACUGGACUGGAUCUCCUUCAUCAGAUUGUUGAUCGCCUUGGAGCUAAUUUUCGGAGCCAUCUUUUGCCAGUUGUCCCUGCUAUCAUUGAUAGGUUAGGAGACAGCAAACAACAGGUGCGAGACUCUUCUCAAGAAUUACUGCAGAAGUUUAUGUACCCUGUUUCCACACCUCAGCACGUUCUUGAACAGUUAAUCCCCGCAUUUGGACACAAGGCCUGGCGAGUGCGAGAGGAAGUGCUACACUGUCUUGUUACUGCUCUAAAUUCAUUUGGUCCAUCAUCUCUGACAAUCUCAAAAUUUGUGCCACACAUCUGUAAGCUUCUUGGUGACCCAAACAGUCAGGUUCGUGACAGUGCAAUCAAUAGUCUAGUGGAAAUUUACCGGCAUGUUGGUGAGAAAGUGAGAGUCGAUCUAAGCAAGAAGGGAAUACCGUCGUCUAGAUUAUCAAUUAUUUACGCAAAAUUUGAUGAAGCAGCCAGGUCAGGAAAUAUGGCCAUCAACGAACCAAAUGGAUCUUCAAGAUUGAAUGGUGAAGUGGAGACAGAUGGUGCAAAGCUUUCCACGGCAGCGCCUUCCAGAGCUGGAUCAGCCAAAAAGUCUGCACCUCAGAGGAAAAUCAGUGGAGCAAAAACGUCUGGCUCGUCCUCGAACUCGGGUACAACAUGUCUUAACUUAAAUUAGUAUCUGGUCGCUUCGCUCCAUGGUUAGAUCGCUCCAAGUCAGUUCGCUCCAACCAGAAGUUAGAUCGCUCCACACGAGAAGUGAUAUCGCUCCAUGCAGAAGUGACUUCUUUCCAUGUUAUUUUAGUGUUAACUUAAGUGCCAAGUGCUUACUAGAUUGUAGCAAGAUCAUCGUCUCUUGGUGGUAGCUAACUUGCCUAACUGAUGUUAUUGUCCAUCGGUUUAUGAAGAUGAUUUUCAUUAAGAAUGAAGGCUUUUUUGUUGAUUCAAAACGUACAAGAAUUUAUGUCGAUCAUCAGGAAGGCCAAAGCGUAAUCGAAUGAAAUGAAAUUAUUGACCACACAUUAUAAAAAGUCGAAGUCAGUUCUCGUGUGGAGCGAUCUAACUUUUGGUUUGUGCGAACUGACUAGGAGCGAUCUCACUAUGGAACGAAAUGACCGUAAUUCCUUAAAUUAACUCUCCCUUUAAUUUUCUCCCUCUAAUUUUCUAUAAAAUUGAUGCCAUGGAAGAGAACCAAACGCCAAUCAAGUAACAUCGCAAACAAGCGAGGCGAAAGUUGUGGAUAUUUUUGUGGAGUAAAAGUUGGAAAUCAGGAUUUUGGCUGGUAGUUCUAAUUUGACGCAAUGCUCAUAGGCCGUCCAUGCUCUGAUGUUAGCAUACACAUUCUCCAUACUGAUUUCGACACAUUUCUCAUAGCACAAGUGAAGAGAAUUUAAUUAUGUAACAGAACAACUUCCUGGCCAGAUUGUCGUCAGUUUCUCUAUUGUCUGCAUACGAGCCAAGUGGCCCAUCAGGCCAGAGUUAUCCCGGUUUCUGUAGUAUGAAGCGACUAGAGUAUUUCUUAACCACCUCUCCCUAGAUGGGAUGCUAGUCCAUCGCAGGGUUACUCCCAGCAUUA